GUUAAGAAAAAAAAUGAAAAAUAAUAAAUCAAAAUCAAAGUCCUGCAAAUCGAGAGGGUCAAGAAAGUUCUCGUGAGGCGGCUUAGCAAGGCUGACUCUUGAUUGCAAUCAUGGUGGAGCAAUUAAGGCCAGAGGACCUACAGAGGCUCCAGGGUUUCAUCAGUGCCUGCAGACAAAAUCCUUCAGUACUUCAUGUGCCUCAGCUGAGCUUUUUCAAGGAAUAUCUUUUAAGUCUAGGUGCCAAACUGCCAGAAUGUUCGCCACCGCCCAAACCUGAAGAAACGCCAAUGAAGGAACCUGAACCAAGUAGAGGAAGAAGAGAAGUAGAGAGUGAUGUUGAACUGAACAAUGAAGGGGUUAUUGAACCUGAAACAGAGGACCCACCUGAGCAAGGUGACUCAAAUAAGGUCGUGUCAGAGGAGGACCAGGAUGCGGCAAAUGAAAAGCGGUCAGAGGCAAUGAUGGCGUUGUCUGAUGGCGAUUUCCAGAAAGCUGUCGAUUGUUUCACAGAAGCUAUCAAGCUUAAUCCAGGAUCUGCCAUGUUGUAUGCAAAGAGAGCAAAUAUACUAUUGAAACAAAACAGAGUCAAUGCUGCUAUCCGAGACUGCGAUGAGGCUAUCAAAUUGAAUCCAGAUUCUGCAGCUGCAUACAAGUUUCGAGGUAGAGCACACAGAUUGCUGGGUAACUGGUUGCAAGCAGCGAAGGAUCUUAGACUGGCAUGCAAGUUGGACUUCGAUGAGCAGUCAGAUGAGUGGUUGAAGGAGGUCUUGCCAAAUGCAACGAAGCUAGAAGAACACAACCGAAAGUAUGAUCGCCUGAGAAAAGACAAAGAACUCAAGGAGAGACGAGAAAGAGUGCGUCAAGCCCAAGAGGAAGCGAGAAAGGCACAAGCAGAGCAAGAGAAGGCUGGUGGAGCUUCCUUCAGCUUCCCAGGUGGUAUGCCAGGAGGUAUGCCAGGAGGUAUGCCAGGUGGGAUGCCAGGUGGGAUGCCUGAUGGUAUGCCAGGUGGUAUGCCCAACCUGGGAGAUAUCUUCAAAGAUCCAGAAAUCUUGGCAGCCAUGCAGGAUCCUGAAGUUGCAGCUGCAUUCCAGGAUGUCUCAACUAACCCUUCAAACAUCUUCAAGUACCAGAGCAAUCCCAAGGUGUCCGCUGUUAUUAAUAAGCUCUUGGCCAAAUUUGGCGGUGGUAAAGAUAUGCCCGGUGGGAUGCCAGGAGGAAUGCCUGGUGGUAUGCCUGGUGGAAUGCCUGGUGGCAUGCCUGGUGGAAUGCCUGGUGGCAUGCCAGGUGGUAUGCCAGGUGGCUUUCCAGGUGGCUUCCCAGGGGGCUUCCCAGGUGGUUUCCCAGGAGGCUCCUCUGGAGGACCUCCUCCCUCGUCCAGUGAUGACCUUGACUAAGAAGAAUUCUCCAUCUUCAAAUACAUCUUUCUCAGAACAAAGUUUCUCUCUCUUUUUACUAGUUUAUUGUAAAUGAAUUACUACAAGCACGUUUUUCAUGAUAUGAAGUGUUCCUCUGUGCAUGAUUAUGAAGGGAAUAUCUUAUGCAUGACUAUUAUUGUUUGUAUAUUUUUUAUCUUGAUUGUUUUUUUUUUUUCAUGUUUAUCAUUAAUAUCAUUAGUGCUAUUAUUAAUUGAAUACAAAUUAACAUGGAUUUUCUGUUAGAUGGAAUGAUGUACGAUGGGAAAAUGAUCAUACAAUACAAAAAUGAAAUAGAUAAAGGAAAAAUAUUUAUUUAAAGCCAGUGAAUUUGUAAUGAAAAACAGUUGGUGUGUGCAUAAAUGUAAACGUGUAAGAUCAGUAUUUUUCCUUGUAUUUUUUUAUGACUUUAUUUUGCAGACAAUGAAUUAAGAUAAUCAAAAUUACAUAGAUUCUUUAACCCUUUCAGGACAGAAAGAUGUUGAACUUGCAAUUUUCAUUCAUAAUGAAGCUAUCAGUUUAAAUGGUCAUGAAUCUAGACCUCAAAAGUACCUGUAGUACUUUGCAACAGCAACCAAAAAGUGUCCUAUUGCCUUGUGUAGUUCAAACCUACCUUUAGUAGAAAAGUAAUAAAUGUCUGUAGAUAAAGAUGUUAGUAUCAAAGAGCUACUACCCAAUAAGUACUGUAGAUAGAGGCAUUGGUACAGAAACCUGGUUUGUGCAGGAAAGCUAUGACAAUAUGUUCAAGGGACAAUUAAAGACAUAUAGUGGCUGUCCUUGAAGGGUUUAACUUUUUGGAAGGCUGCAUGGUUCCUGUUUUUCAUUGGAAUAUAUUUUGUUUUGCUUUGUUUUUGUUUUUACAUUCCUCCAACAUAAAACCUCAUGCUUAUCUUUCUAUCAAUUGGAAUAUAUUGCUAAAUACACGUAACUAUUGAGCAAUAUGGCUGAUUUUCUCGAAGAUGUAUCUUCUCUGCAAUUCAGAAAGUCUGAUGGCAGAUGUUUGAAGAAAGGCAAAAUUUCUAAAAGAUUUUUGUUCACUGCAAAAAAACCUAUUUGAUAUUCACUUAUUAUUAUUAAUUGUGAGACUACAUAAGGCAUUCCUUACAUCAUCAAGUAUGAAAUUCCCUCCAUGAAGGAAUUUAUCCAAGUGAUUAUGGAAUAGAAGUGAUGUUGAUGCAUAGGUUUUCAGUGUGUGUUGAAUAUGGUAAUGCUAAUGAAAAAUAUUUGUCAAUCUGAGUCCAUAAUUUUAGGAUUUAAGGAACCGCCAUUUGUCCAAAGAAGGCCACUAUUGAUGGUGCAUUGUCGCGUAGAGUUCUGGUGCUGCAAGGUGGUAUUUGGAGAAGUUUCUAAUUUUGAAAGCGCAUACCAGAAGAGUGGUAUGUGAAUUAGACUUCUGUAUCCACUUUUUACAAAGGCUUGCCCACAUGAUUGAGCACAAAUCAAGGCCAUCACUGGGCUUGAGUUAAGAUAUGGGUUUUAUUGUUGUCCACUGUGUGUGGGCCAAAGCUGGGUUGGAGCCAGAGCAGGUUUUCCUUAAGAGUUUGUUUCUAAAUAGCCUAUUAAAGUGAAUUACUAGUGAUGAUUGGAAUAUGAUAAUAAAUACUAUGAAUGUUGGCAAGGUAAUGGAUAUAACAGUAAAGUAACAUAAAACCAAACAUUUUGUAAUGAUAUUUGCUGUGUCUUGUGAUUUUGAAUAACAAAUAGCCUACGUGCACAAACAGCAAGACCGUGGGCACUGCACAAUCAUGUGGACGGACCUUAAUGUGAAAAGUCAACAGCAGUAUUACUGGAAGCCUUCAUGUAGAGAGGUCUCAUUUAGAUGGAUCAGACUUAUCAAAUUUAUUUUGAAAUGAACCAUUAGAUUUUAUCAGCAUUGUAGCUCUUUAAAAGAGGAGGGAUAAUGGAGAAUACAUAGGUCAUGGGUUGAGUUUCCUCUUCUGUGCAACAUUAUUUAGAGUUGUAUUUUUCACAAUACAUAUAUAUAUAUAUAUAUCUUCCCCCUUCUUCACAGAGCAAGCCCUAGUUUCCCUUUCACCAUUUUCAAGGAUAUAAAUAUGUAAACUUUAUUGGAAAUUGAACUUGAGUAGAUUGACAUUUUUUUUCUGGUAUGAAUUUUUCUGGGCAUUGACUAAUAUAAUAGGAAAAUAGUGAAGAAAAGUAAUUAUGUAUUUGUUGAUUUUCUUCUGUUCACUUCUUUUUCUUAGGCAAGAUGUAUUAGAACAUCAUGUCUGUGCUAUUAUGAUCUUCCUCCACUGGGUGCCAUGUGUGAGAGAAAGAUCCUGUUGCAGAUGGUGUUCGUAAUAGCAGUGGGUAAUCCAGAUUUAGUUAGAAAGGCAUCAUGAAUUGUACUGAAGCAGAUGUUUAUUUGUAAAUAAAAAGGAAAAAGG
Molecule: messenger RNA, 3799 nt
Organism: Penaeus vannamei (Pacific white shrimp)
Lineage: Eukaryota; Metazoa; Arthropoda; Malacostraca; Decapoda; Penaeidae
Product: hsc70-interacting protein-like
Molecular function (GO): protein dimerization activity; Hsp70 protein binding
Source: RefSeq, a predicted model, not a curated record